This is a messenger RNA of Ceratina calcarata, 1835 nucleotides long. RefSeq lists its product as uncharacterized. Bases 334 to 1731 code for a protein of 465 amino acids. The transcript has 7 exons. NCBI's taxonomy places the organism in Eukaryota, Metazoa, Arthropoda, Insecta, Hymenoptera, Apidae. The record is from RefSeq and is a predicted model, not a curated record.
CCGAUAAUUUUAGCUGUAUGAAACAGAUAUAAUCGCGUACCAUCAAAACUGCGAUAUAUCAUACUAAAAAAUCUGAUUACGAUCCAGAAACAAGCUGCUGUUAAAAGUGAGAACGAACCGUUGUGAAUUUCUCGUGCGAGCGAAACGAACGCAGUCAGAAAAGACUUGCCGUACAUAAGUAGACUGCGAAUUCGAUGCGUUUCUAAAAAUACCGAAUGUAUAGAAAAUAGAAACGAGAGCAUAAAACUAUAUAAAAUAACGGAGUGAGUUCAGACUGAUUUUUAUUCGACCGUCAUAAAUGUUUUAUUUCGCGUAAAAAACCGCAGUUUACUUAUGAGAAAGCUACUAUUGUUCGUGGCGAUUCUUCAAUUUUUUAAUCCGGCGGAAUCGGUGAACGGUGUCAUAUGGGAUAAAAAAAUCGAAGAUUUCGUGCCGAUCUUCAGCGUCUCGGCAUUCGCACUCGCGAAACAGGAUGUGCUCAUGCGUAGCCGGAAAGAAGAGACGCACAACUUUCAAGGAAGAAUAGUCCGAUUCACUUACUUUGAGGAAUGGAACAUCGUCAAUUCAAAAAAUAAUGGAACUGAAGUGACCGGCGUUAUCGGCGAGAUUUGGAAUACAUUAUCAGAAUACUUGAAUUUCACAUUAAAACUGAUUAAAUCGGACCACACGGCUCUAGGAAUAAGGGAUGUCAAUAACACCUACAAGUUCGGAUUGCUAAAUGUGAUACAAAGAAAUGGAACGGACGUAUUACCGAGGGUUGAAAUCGUUGACGGCUUUCGAGCUCGUAUCAUGCAAAUCACCGUUCCGUUAUCGAAAACUGGUCAUAAAUUCUAUAUACAUCAAAAAGUGACACACGUGUAUACUUGGAUGUUGAAUUUGUUUACCCCGAAGACAUGGUACGCCGUUCUGAUAAUGUACAUCCUUUUCAGCGUGUGCAAUUAUUUAUCACAAAGAAUCAAUGUAAAAUUCUUACGGAAAAAGCUGAGAGUAAAGCUGCAGGACUCCUUCUUCUACAAUUUCGGCAUGAUUUGCGGUCAAAGCUAUCUACCAGAUGGUAUAUGCAGAAGCUCUAAAAUCGUUGAACUAUGGUUAGGACUAUUUUCUUUGUUAAUUCGAACCGCUUUCGGCGUUCUUCUAAUAAGGUUUUUGACUCAGACCACUUUUACGAUCCCCUUCCAUGAUUUGAGGUCUUUGCUGGAGAAUAGUCAAUACAAUAUUCUUACUGUAAACGGUUCUCUACCGCAGCUGACUCUAUCGGCAAAAGCACUACGUGUACUACCGAUCGAAGACAUCCUGUACGAAGAAGUAGCCAAGCGACACGUUAUUAAAAGCUCGAUAGAAGAAAUGUAUAGAACAGUAUGUACGUCGGAGAAUUACGCGAUGUUCGAGGCAAUAGACAUUAAACAAGCCAGAGGGGCACACUUCUGUCCAUUGAAUCCUGUGGGAAGAAAUAUAAUUGACAAUUGGAUUGUUUCUGCGAUUGCCAGAAAUUUUCGUUACAAAAGAACCAUCGACGUCGCGAUAAUAAAAUUCCACGAAGUAGGCUUCAUAGAUGCACUGAUGAAACGUUUUAUAACUUUCGUGGACAGGAUUAAGGAACCGCCGAAUAUAAUCGAACCGAUCAACAUGGAACAAAUACAUUUGAUUUUACUCCUGUUUUCAAAUGGAUUCCUGCUAUCUUUCAUAGUUUUCUUGUUCGAAAUUAUCGCGUUCUAUUGUAAAGUUCACUAAUGUAUUGGUACAAAAGAUUUUAAUAAACUGUACUGUCCCUAUAUUAGAUGUUCCACAUCUAAGUCAAACGUACAAGUGAAUUUAUUAAUCAUCCUCGUGAAUUU